Didymella exigua CBS 183.55 is the source of this 1252-nucleotide messenger RNA. RefSeq lists its product as uncharacterized. Gene Ontology annotation, molecular function: microtubule plus-end binding. The coding region runs from base 138 to 878 and encodes 246 amino acids. Lineage: Eukaryota; Fungi; Ascomycota; Dothideomycetes; Pleosporales; Didymellaceae. The record is from RefSeq and is a predicted model, not a curated record. Gene Ontology annotation, cellular component: cytoplasmic microtubule; microtubule plus-end; microtubule organizing center. The transcript has 4 exons. Gene Ontology annotation, biological process: spindle assembly; protein localization to microtubule plus-end; regulation of microtubule polymerization or depolymerization.
CAUAAACACAAACACGCCGACUCAAGCACCCCUUCACGCUCAACCCUCGCUGCCAUCUGCUAUCCCGCCUGCACGGCAACCCAUCGCCUUGCACCCCCGAUCACUUUCACCGAAUCCCGCACCCUCACAUAUCCAAAAUGGGCGAGUCCAGGCAAGAACUAGUCGCAUGGCUCAAUAACCUCCUCCAACUCAACAUCACCAAGGUCGAACAAUGCGGGACAGGCGCCGCGCUCUGCCAGGUGUUUGACAGCAUCUUCUACGAUGUGCCUAUGUCGCGAGUCAAGUUCAACGCCAACACGGAAUAUGCCUACCUGCAGAAUUUCAAGAUAUUGCAGAACACAUUCGCCAAGCACCAGGUCGACAAGCCCAUCCGCGUCGAAUCCCUCGUCAAGUGCAAGAUGCAGGACAACCUCGAGUUCCUGCAGUUCGUCAAGCAGUACUGGGACCAGCACUUCCCCGGCCACGAGUACGACCCGGUCGCCCGCCGCGGCGCGAAAGCAGCAGUCGGCGGCGGCGGCGCACCUGCACCCCGUGCCACGCCCGCAGCGGCCAGGCGAGCCCCCGCCGCCAGCAACACCGCCGCACCGCGAACCCGAACACCGCUUGCCGCCUCUGGCGGUGGCGCAGCAAGUGCAGCUCUGAGAGAGGAGAAUACACAACUUAAGGAGACCGUUUCCGGCCUGGAGCGCGAACGCGACUUCUACUUCAGCAAGCUCCGCGACAUUGAGCUGCUGAUCCAGCAAGCCAUGGAGGCCGACCCAGAGCUCGAGAAGGACGAGGGCCUGCUCAAGCAGAUCCAGAACAUCCUCUACUCGACCGAAGAGGGGUUUGAGAUUCCUGCCGAGGGCGCAGAGGGCGCAGAGGAGGAGACAUUUUAGAGGACAUGUCGAAUUGCUACUCUGGCGGGCCGCGGUGGAGUCUGGUCUGCCCGCUUGAUCCCGGGUCCACGGGAGCCUGCGACUUGUGAUGGAACAUCGUGAAGGCCGAGGACUCUCACAAGGACUAGGUGGUCCGGCCGAUAAAGGGAGCAGUGGAGGUAGCAGAUGUUCACAUGGCUUCAUCGAUAUUGCAUUGGGGGCGCGAGCUGGGAUACCAUUUUCUGCGUUUUGACGUGUUACGAGUUGCACAAAUAGGAUCUGUGUGAUGGGUGGAAGAUUGACACUGGGUAUUUGUCCGUCGUUUGCUUGCGCCGCGCUUACUGUGGCAGAGUGACGAAGGAUAGGCAGUAAUCUAGCCACUUGCUUCUUCGAAC